This is a messenger RNA of Dreissena polymorpha, 1886 nucleotides long. RefSeq lists its product as uncharacterized. Gene Ontology annotation, cellular component: nucleus. Gene Ontology annotation, molecular function: DNA binding. The record is from RefSeq and is a predicted model, not a curated record. The transcript is spliced from 3 exons. NCBI's taxonomy places the organism in Eukaryota, Metazoa, Mollusca, Bivalvia, Myida, Dreissenidae. Bases 51 to 1886 code for a protein of 611 amino acids.
UUUUCAAUUUGACAUUGAAGAGUGUUGGGCGCUUGAAAUUUGAAAGAAAUAUGGAAACAGAUCGAAAAAAACGCAAAUUGCGGAAAUGGUCACAGCACAAUAUGGAUGAAGCUUUUAAGUGCGUCCAAGCCGGCAAACUUUCGAUUUCUGCAGCGGCUAAAACAUAUAGUGUCCCCAGAAUGACAUUAGCUGACAGGCUGUCAGGGAGGGUGAAACUGGUCGCAAAAAUGGGGGCCUCAACCUACCUCUCUGCAGAAGACGAGACGUCGCUUUGUAAUUAUAUCGAUUACAUGGCAAAACGCGGUUUUCCAUUGACAAUCAGCGAUAUCAAAGGCUUUGCAUUUUCAAUUGCAAAAGAACGUGGUCAUGCUGAUACUUUUGAAAAAGAUGGUCCGUCGAGGAAGUGGUGGCGAGGAUUCAAAAAGCGGCAUCCCGAAUUUGGUCUCAGGCGCACUGAUGCGUUAGACAGGGGAAGGGCUGUUAUGGGUAGCACACAUGUCAUCAAAGGGUACUUCGAUCUUCACAAGGCCACACUAGAUGAAAACAAUCUAUUUGAUCAGCCCCAAAGAAUAUAUAACUGUGAUGAAGCGGCAUUGUAUCUCAAUAAGUCAACCCAGAAGGUUGUGGUUCCCAUCCGCCAGAAACACGCACACUCUCUCGCUGUUGCAACUAGUGAGCAUAUUUCCGUCCACUGUUGUGUAAACGCAGCUGGCAGUGCAAUACCACCCAUGGUCAUUUUUUCGGGGAGUUUGCCGGGAGGUCCAUACCACAAAAAUGGACCUAUCAACGCUCUAUAUUCUGCGUCUGAUUCUGGAUUCAUGAAUCAACAUAUGUAUUUUGAAUGGUUUGAGAAAUGUUUCCUUAAGCAUUGCGUACCAGAAAGGCCAGUUCUACUCAUUCAAGACGGCGCAUCAUCUCACGUUAGCGUCCCACUGCUUAAGUCAGCAAUUGCUAACGAUGUCAUCUUACUCAGUCUGCCGCCAAAAACAACACACAUUCUCCAACCUUUAGACGUGGCUGUGUACAGAAAAAUGAAGAUAGAAACGGCAAAAGUCAUGUCACAGGCGAAGCUUGUGAAGUCUGAUCUUUGGGUUUCGAAGAAAGCUGUAAGUGGUGUUUUCAAGAUUAUCUUUGAAAAAACGUUCACAAUGAGCGCGAUUAUCGAAGGUUUUCGCAAAUGCGGGAUUCAUCCUUACAACCCGAAUGCGAUUGACAAGAAUCUUCUUCUUCGUUCAUGUGAUGAUGUCAGCGCAGAAAACAUUGAUUUGACUCAGACAUGUUUUAGUCAGAUAGAUGAUGCAUGCGGGUCUGAAUCGUCAAACAAUGUAGAUAUUUCGGCAAAUACGUCAGCAUUGAAUCUAUCGAAUGAAUCUUUGCCGGCAUUAUCCUCUUCAGAAGUGUUCGGGGAGCUGAAUUUCCUUGUAGGGGACGACGGGAUACUGACGUUAGAUACAACGCAGACAACGAACACUGAAAAUCAAGUCGCAAGUUACGAGUCAGAUAACGAUAACUGCACGGCAGUGUUAGCUCUGAAAGCGGUAGAAAGUUCGUUGACACCGAGGAAGAAGCGUAAAUAUGAAGAGUGUCUGAACUUCGAAAUUGAUUUAGACCGCGAUAACGUCUUCCAAAAGUGGAAAGCCCUGAAAUUAGACAUGGCCUCACACUGUAAACAGGUGCCGUCAACUUCAUCUGUUAGCUUGCCAUUAGAAUCUGUGCCUGAAACGGACACAAACCCUCCUGCUCAUGCAAAUAAAGAUAACAAUGCUAUGCAACACCCUUUAGUGAAAGCGGGUCUCAUAUCACCGGAACUUGUAGAUAUUUUGAUCGUUCCAUCGACUGGAAAACAAGAAAAAAAAAACUCAAAAGGCAAAAGUUCUUACAAAUGA